Molecule: messenger RNA, 11857 nt
Organism: Coccinella septempunctata (seven-spotted ladybird)
Lineage: Eukaryota; Metazoa; Arthropoda; Insecta; Coleoptera; Coccinellidae
Gene: stan
Product: protocadherin-like wing polarity protein stan
Exons: 37
Coding region: 487-10323 (3278 amino acids)
Biological process (GO): cell surface receptor signaling pathway; G protein-coupled receptor signaling pathway; homophilic cell-cell adhesion
Cellular component (GO): catenin complex; plasma membrane
Molecular function (GO): G protein-coupled receptor activity; cadherin binding; calcium ion binding
Source: RefSeq, a predicted model, not a curated record
UCGAUGCCGGAUAGCCACCUUCCGGAGCUUGUGAGAACUAUCCGCUCAUUCGUCUGACCCGACACGCUCUACUGCUUGUAUCUCCCUAUUCUAUUCUCCCUAUUGAAACGGUUUAUUGGAGAAGAGGAACGCUCUAUCCGCGACCUACACGAUCGCUUUCUGCCGCUAACAAAGAUGUCGCCCUAUUAGUCCGAGAGUCGGGUUCAAAAUGGCAACAAACAGUGUUUGACUACCUGUGAAAUCCGCUGUAUGUUUUCGUCGUCCUUUAAGUUUUCCCCGUUUUCACUCGCCGGAAAAACAGAGUUCGGUAUGUGGACGAUUUUGGUUACGGAUUCGUGUUGAAAAAUUUGAAAUCCGAAUGUUUUAAUUCAACAUUUUGUGUUUGGAGAGUCAUUGCACCUGCUAAUUAGAGGUCUGCACAGGGAAGGGAUAAAAAGAGACUGCAUCGGGGAAGAUAGAAAGGAAAGAUGUACAGAAGGCUGAAUUAUGCUAAAAGCACCUCUCAAACCAUACCAAUUUUUCAUGGGUAGAUUGAACACCUUCCUCUUGUUUUUACUUUACUUUGGACAAACAGCUGCCUACUUCUUACUAGUUGACAACACCCUCAAACCUGGAGAUACCAUCUUCAAUUCCUCGGUAUACAGGCUCGGCUCCGAACGCCAAUAUGAGCUCAACACUAAGAAAUCAGCACCAUUUGUGGGGUCCCUGAUGAGGAUCGAUCCAGUUUCUGGCGAAUUGAAGCUGAGAGAAGUGCUGAAUUGUGAUGAAGUUUAUUACCCUAAUUUAUUCACUGUACAUAUUGAUUCGACUUCGAAAAGACUUACAGAUAUAGAUUAUUAUAGUUUGCCAAUUCGUAUAUUUAUCGUUGGAGACCACUGUGAAAAGUAUGAUGAAGAAGAUGAUGAGUAUCUUUAUGACACCUACAGGAGGAGGAGAAGAAGAAGCAUUUCACCCAAUCCUUUCAUGCACCACCUUCACCAGUCUGUAAAGAAUAGGAUAAUUGAGGCUAAGCAAUGGAUUUCAGAAACAUAUGCAUCCUUUGCGAUCCCCACCUCAGGAAGAUGGAGGAAGAUUUGUUUGAAGAAGUCCCAGUUCAUUAACUCCAUAAGAGCGUUCCUCCCGAAAACCAUCAACGACCAUUGCAACGUUACAUUUCACUAUGUGAACGACGAUAGAUUCAUGAUCGAACACAGCCAAGGGGAUCUUGUAGCUAGCAGGGAUGUCUGCCUAGUCGAGCCUAUGUGGAAAGUUACGAUCCUAUUCUCGACAUUUUGCAACGAUGUAAGGGUGAUGAAUACAGAGCAUCGACUGAAAGUUGUGUAUCAUCAUCAGGUCUUCAACGAUUCUGAUAUAGCCAGGAGAGUUCGUAGGGAGUUGAGAAACCAGUCGCCUUUUUUCGAACUCCACCUGUAUAUUGCGAGCGUCUUGGAAGAAUGCGAACCAGGUGUUGUAGUCACAACUGUCAAAGCUAGAGAUCCAGAAAACAGCCCAAUCACUUAUUCCAUGACCAGCUUGCUCGAUUCAAGAACCCAGUCCAUGUUCGACAUCGAUUCAAAAACGGGAGUGGUCACCACCAAAGUCAAACUCGACAGAGAACUAGUGGACGUACAUUAUUUCAGAGUGACGGCUACAGAUGACACCUUCCCUCCAAGAUCAGGCACCACCAUGCUUCAAAUCAACGUCUUGGACGCAAAUGACCAUUCUCCCGUGUUCGAAAUGACAGAAUACGAUGCCAGUAUCAAAGAAAGCGUUAGUAUCGGUUCCACCGUUAUUACCUUGAAGGCUACAGACCAAGAUGUCGGUAAGAACGCUGACGUAGAGUACGCCAUAGAAAGCAUCAAUGGUGGAGGAGUAUCCACCGAGGAGGAAGACAAUAAGGCUUUUAAAAUAGACGCUAAAACUGGCGUCAUAACAACCAGGACAGCGUUGGAUCGUGAAAGCACGGAGGUCUAUACUCUUUUAGUCAGCGCCACAGACUCUGCCAAUCCACAAUCAGCUAGAAAGUCAUCCACUGCCACUGUUGUCAUACAUAUUCUGGACGAUAACGAUAAUUAUCCUCAGUUUUCCGAGAAGACCUACACUGUUUCUAUUGACGAAGACAUCAAUUGGGUGUCCAAUCCUGUUAUCUUACAUAUAAAGGCAACAGAUGCGGAUCAAGGUAAUAACGCAGCCAUAAGGUAUGCCAUUACAAGCGGAAAUACCCAAUCCCAGUUCGCUAUUGACAGUUUAACCGGGGAUAUAUCCCUGGUGAAACCCUUGGACUACGAAACUAUAAGAAGCUAUCGACUAACUGUUAGGGCGCAAGAUGGGGGAAGUCCAGCCAGAUCCAAUUCCACACAGGUUUUAAUCAAUGUCAGGGAUGUGAAUGACAAUACACCUCGCUUUUACACUUCUCUGUUCCAAGAGAGUGUAUCUGAAAACGUUCCAAAAGGCUAUAGUAUAGUUAAAAUUCAGGCCUAUGACGGCGAUGAAGGACCCAACGCCGAAAUUAGGUAUACCAUGUCGGAAAGAGACGCUAGCGGAGGAAAUACUAAAGAUCUACCUAUCGCCAUAGAUGACCACACGGGUUGGAUCUACACCACGAAAGAACUCGACAGGGAGGAUAGGGCUAAGUUCAUGUUUCAGGUUUUCGCGACUGAUCAAGGAAAACCUCCCCAAUCUGCUAGCGCCAGCGUUGUCAUAACAGUUCAAGAUGUCAAUGACAACGACCCAACCUUCGAGCCCAAAAUAUACGAAGCGGUAGUAGCUGAAGACGAUCCACCGGGCACUCCUGUCACUACAGUGUCAGCAACAGAUGCCGAUGAAGACACUCGUCUUCACUACGAAUUAACCAACGGCAAUGUUCGCGGACGGUUCGCCAUUACAUCCCAAAAUGGUAGAGGAGUAAUAACUAUAGCUCAACCUCUGGAUUACAAGCAGGAGAAAAAAUAUAUCUUGACCGUUACGGCCACAGAUUCUGGUGGCAGAAGUGAUACAGCAACAGUUUAUGUCAACGUCACUGACGCCAACAAUUUUGCACCAGUUUUUGAGAACGCUCCAUACACUGCUAACGUGUUCGAAGAUGCUCCGGUUGGUACAACGGUUCUUGUAGUUUCCGCAACGGACAACGAUGUAGGAUUGAAUGCGCAAAUCACUUAUUCCCUCGCCGAGGGCCUGGGAGAUCCUUCAGUCACGGAAUUCGCUAUAAAUCCCCAAACUGGUGCCAUAACAACCACUAAACUCCUAGAUCGCGAGAUCAAAAGUGGUUAUCUCUUAACUAUAGCAGCCAAAGAUGGAGGUUCUCCCGCCCUUUCCGACACAACAGACGUUGAAAUAACCGUAACAGAUGUCAACGAUAAUUAUCCCGUUUUCAAACAGUCCUCUUAUUCUGGCAGCGUUCCCGAAGAUGCUUUAGUGGGUACAUCUGUGGUUCAGGUAUCUGCUACUGAUGCCGAUAUUGGGCUUAAUGGCAAGAUACGCUAUACACUUAGCGAGAAGGACCAGGAGGAAGGGUCUUUUGUGAUCGAUCCAACAAGUGGGGUUAUCAGAACUAACAAAGGGUUGGACAGGGAGUCUGUAGCCGUAUAUGAACUUGAGGCUUAUGCGAUAGAUAGGGGAUCGCCUACGCUGAGUAGCUCUGUGCCUGUCAUCAUCAGGAUAGAAGAUAUAAAUGAUUCUCCUCCAGCUUUCGACUCUGAUAAGAUCGUUCUCUAUAUACCAGAGAAUAGCCCAAUUGGUUCUACUGUGGGAUCCAUCCAUGCCAAAGACCCAGACGAAGGCCCAAAUGCCAUUGUGCAAUACUCUAUAAUCGGCGGUGAAGAUAGCGAAAGUUUCUCCCUCAUCACACGUCCGGGCUCCGACAAGGCAGAACUCAUCACCAUGAUAGAACUGGAUUACGAGAGUCCUAAGAAAAAAUUCGACCUAAUUGUGAGAGCGGCCAGUCCACCGCUCAGAAACGAUGCCCAUGUAGAGAUCAUAGUGACGGACGUCAAUGACAACGCACCAGUGCUUCACGAUUUUUACGUCCUUUUCAACAACUUCAAGGACUAUUUCCCCUCAGCUCCGAUCGGCAGGAUACCAGCCUUCGACGCCGACGUCUCCGACAAGCUCUACUACAGAAUACUAUCAGGGAACAACGCCAACUUGAUCGCAUUGAACGAGAGCACCGGGCAGAUACAACUGUCGCCGCAACUUAACACUAAUGUGCCUAAAAUUGCCUCGAUGGAGGUGUCCGUAUCGGACGGUCUGAAUGAUGUCAAGGCCAUCAUGCAGCUAUCCGUGGUCCUCAUAACUGAAGAGAUGCUCCUCAACUCCAUCACCGUUAGGUUGAACCAGAUGACCAAAGAAGCCUUCCUGUCGCCUUUAUUGAAUUUUUUCAUCGACGGAUUGGCUGCUAUAAUCCCUUGCCCGAAAGAGAAUAUUUUUAUAUUUAGCAUUCAGGACGAUACGGAUGUCCAAUCCAAAAUAUUGAACGUUAGUUUUUCCGUAAGAAGACCAGAUGUGCCUAGGGAAGAGUUUUAUAUGCCGCAGUUUUUACAAGAAAAAGUUUAUUUGAAUAGAGCUAUUUUGGCCAAGUUAUCAACCGUUCAGAUCCUACCCUUCGACGACAAUUUAUGUGUCAGAGAACCGUGCCUAAAUUUUGAAGACUGCCUUACCGUUCUGAAGUUUGGUAACGCUUCAGAGUUCAUCAGCAGCGACACCGUCUUGUUCAGGCCGAUCUACCCCGUAACCACGUUCACCUGUCAGUGUCCAGAAGGGUUCACAGAUUUAUCCGUUUCAGGUUCAAAGGAACAUUAUUUGUGCGAUACCGAAGUGAAUCUAUGUUAUUCCUCACCGUGCCAAAACAACGGCACUUGUAAAAUAAGGGAGGGUGGUUACACCUGUGUUUGCCCCACGAAUUACUCAGGUAAAAACUGCGAAAUUCAUACUGAAGAGCAGACAUGUAAGGCGGAGUUGUGCAAGGAUGAUCCAACGUGCAACUCAAGGAAAGCCACGAUAGACGAUAUCUGCGAAGAUUGCUCUUUGGAAAAUAAAGCGGAUUUGUACACCCCAUUUUGUGAAUUGAAAAGUAGGAGCUUUGGGAAAAAUUCUUUCCUCACUUUACCAAGUUUGAAGCAACGGCAUCGUUUGCACAUCAAAUUGGGAUUUGCUACCCAGUCUCUCAACGGCCUCUUAUUAUAUAAUGGAAGAUACAAUGAGCAUCAUGAUUUCAUUGCUUUGGAAAUAGUUAAUGGGAAGGUGCAGUUUUCUUUUUCUCUGGGGGAUAAGAGCACUCAAGCUACUGCAGCAAUUCCUGGUGGGGUUUCAGAUGGCAACUGGCACACUGUCGAAGUCCAUUACUUCAACAGGACGGUGACAUUAGCCAUCGAUGAUUGUGAUACAGCAUUAGCUCUGAAAUAUGGCGAAGAUUUAGGAGAGAGAUGGAAUUGCGCAGCAUACGCUGAACAUGAAUUGGAACCAAGAUGCGAGUCUCCAACAGAAACGUGCCAUAGAUUCCUCGAUUUGACUGGACCUUUGGAAUUGGGUGGUUUACCUUCCUUACCCUCGAUGUUUCAAACCAAGAACGUCGACUUUGAAGGAUGCAUUGCAAACUUUUAUGUCGACUACAAACUGAUUGAUCUCAACGAUUUUGUCAGUGACAAUGGAACAACAUCAGGAUGCCCAGAAAAGAAAUCUUUCUGCAAGUCACUACCUUGCCAGAACGGAGGCACCUGUAGAGACGGUUGGAAUAUGUAUCAAUGCGUGUGUCCUAGAGGCUUUGGCGGCAAAGAUUGUAGCGAAUCCAUAAGUUCACCAUGGCAUUUCAAUGGAGACGGAACGUUAUCCUUCAAUCCUUUACUUAGACCUAUUCAGUUACCCUGGUUGAACGCACUUUCCAUAAGAACACUUCAAGCAGAUACUUUCCUGAUGUCCAUACAAGUGGGACAGAACAGUUCGGCUGUAUUGUCGUUGAGAAACGGUUUGCUAGCGUAUACCUUCAACACUGAAGAGUUUGAAUUGAAAACUAAGGUCUUAUCAGAUGGACGAUGGCAUCAUAUAGAAGUUACAUGGAUAGGUACAGAAAUAAAACUUUCAGUCGACUAUGGAGAUCACAGUGUGAUUAUACCAUUCUUCGAGAAAAUCCAAGGUCUUUAUGUAGGAAAAAUCCUCAUUGGUGGCCCUGACAACAGUUACAGCAGCCUCAAUGCCGGCUAUAACUACCUGGAAGGCUGCAUUCAAGAUGUAAGGAUUGGUAACAAUCAAACAUCUCUAAGUAGACCAACAGUGAAGGAGAACGUACAAGAAGGUUGUAAUGUCCUGACUGAGUGCCAAAGUGAAUGCACCGACAACGCAGAAUGUAUAGUAGAGUGGGGAAAAUCCAGAUGUGAAUGCGAUAGGGGUUAUAUUGGGGCUCUUUGUCAACCAAUCUGCAACAUCAACCCUUGCGAAAAUGGCGCUGAAUGCGUGGAAAAUCUAGAGUUCACCAAAGGGUACCAAUGCAAGUGUAACUCCUCGGAAUAUUCUGGAGAAUACUGCGAAGAUAAAAUGGCUCAACCCUGCCCUUCGAGUUGGUGGGGAUAUCCAGUCUGUGGCCCGUGUCACUGUGACGUAGACGCCGGCUACAAUCCGGACUGUGACAAGAUGACGGGACAGUGCUACUGCAGGGAAAAUCAUUACCAGCCCAAGGGUAGCACCAAGUGCACCCCUUGCGACUGUUACCACAUAGGGUCUUACGGUUCUCAAUGCGAUCAAGAAACUGGCCAAUGUAAAUGUAGGGAAGGUGUCAUUGGUCAAAAAUGCGAUUCUUGUCCGAAUGCUUACGCCGAGGUCACUUUGAAAGGUUGCGAAGUCAUAUAUGAUGGAUGUCCAAGGAGUUCUUCGCAGUCUAUCUGGUGGCCCAGAACACUCUUUGGUGCUGAAGCUAUUGAGCCAUGCCCUAAGGGGUCCCAGGGUCGAGCUUCUAGAAAAUGUGAUAAUGAAUCGAAUGGCUGGCAAGAAGCAGACCUCUUCAACUGCACAUCCGACAAAUUCGUGCUGCUCAGGGAAGAGCUAUCCCAUUUGGAAUCUGGUUCUCUCAAUAUGAACACCUUCGUUGCCAUCAAGUUGUCUUCAGAUUUAUACAAAGCUACGAACAAGACAACACAAUUAUACGGAGCCGACGUUUUGGUAACUUUCGAUUUGUUGAAAGAACUACUGCAGUACGAAUUCAGGUUGUUUGGGCUAAAUUUGACACACAGCCAAGACAAAGACUACAUUCGGAAUAUAGUCCAUUCAGUGAACACGGUACUAGAUGCGAAGUAUGCGGAUAGUUGGCUCAGGAUUGAAAAAUUGACAAACGAACCUGUUGAUAAGUUGGUGGCUCUUAUAGAAAAAUACCUCAUGGUCUUGUCCCAAAGUCAGCAUGAUACAUACACCAGCCCUUUCGAAAUCAUAUCGCCGAACGUAGUUUUAGGAUUAGACGUAGUAACGGCGGAAUCUUUAUAUGGUUUCGAAGUCGAAUAUCCGAACGCGAACAACCAGAUGUACACAACAGAAAAAAUUGUGUUACCCGACACCUCGGACUUCUUGAAACCAAAUGUCCAAAGUCUAAGUUCGCAAGGGCCUCUUGUUUCUUUUCCAAAAUACAACAAUUACAUUCUGGAUAAGAGCAAGUUUGAUCAAAACACGAAGCUGUAUGUCCCGUUGAAACUGCUGGGAAUAGAACCUCUGAAGAGUAACGAGCUUGUCACUAAGCAUUCCCUACCCCAAGGUGGAGCAGUGGUUAGCUACGCUCAAUUCAGGGAAGCCGGUCUUCUAUUUCCCCAGAACUACGAUGCGUCAGUAGUUAGUCGAUGGGGCGUGGACAUUACGCUUGGUUCACCUUUGAUUUCUGUCCAUAUUCUUGUGCCUGAGUAUGUGGAAGCUGUUAAACCUUUACCAUUGGAUAUAUUGAAGUUCCAAGAUUUCAAACAGCCAGAUGUAGUUCAGGAUGAACGAGAGUGGUUCAAGAAAAUGCCCGAAGAUGGCACCAUGAAGAUUCACAAAAACGAUCCCCAGUUCUUGGUUUACAACAUUCGAAAGAGGAGAGAUGAUAUGUCAACAAAGAGACUUCUAUAUAAAAGUCUUUCAGGAACACAGCUGAAACAACCGAUACGUUUACAGAUCUGGCUCAAUUCCAGCCAUACCAUCUUCAAUGAAAGAUCGAAUCCACAGUGCGUGCAUUGGUCGACAGCUAGAGGUAUUGGAGAAUGGUCUAGGGUUGGAUGCAGAACUGAGUUGUCGGAAAACUGGUUUGAUGUAGAGGAAGGCUCACCAUUGAUGAUUAACUGUACUUGUAAUCAUCUGGGAACAUUCGCUAUCUUGGUAGACGUCGUUGAUUUGGAGUAUAUACCAGAACCCUCAUUGUUGGAAGAUGUGACCAGUUACAGCUGCUUCAGCAUCUCCUUACCACUUCUUUUAGCCACCUACUUGAUUCUCGCACUGAUUCGUGGAGUACAAACGAAUUCGAACGUUAUACGGAAGAACUUGGUUUUUUGCGUGUUUCUAGUAGAAUUACUGUACUUUGUGGCUUUGAAAGCAAGAAAAUCUUUAGUCCACAAUGAGAUCUGUUGCAAAUUGAUAGCCAUAAGUCUUCAUUACCUUUGGUUGACAUCUUUCUCGUGGAUGCUUGUGGAUGCAAUACAUUUAUACAGGAUGUUAACGGAAAUGAGAGAUAUAAAUCAUGGCCCAAUGCGUUUUUACUAUUGCAUGGGUUACGUUAUGUCAGCUGUCAUUGUCAGUUUGGCUGUUGGAGUUAGAGCUCACCAAUACGGAAAUUUCUAUUUCUGCUGGAUGUCUCUUUAUGAAAGCAUUAUCUGGAGCAUGGUUGGGCCUAUUUGCAUAAUGGUGUUUGUGAAUUUUAUCAUUCUUGCUCUCUGCAUCAGAGCUGCGUUCACUAUCCAGGAUCACAUACUGGGCUUCGGCAAUUUGAGAACGUUGCUGUGGGUGUCUGUGAUAGCUUUACCUCUUAUGGGAUCAACUUGGGUGUUGGCCUUGAUGGCAGCAUCAGAACGUCAUCCCUUUUUCACUCCGGCGUUAUCUGCUGCUGUUUUGAUCCACGCUGCCUUCUCCUUAGCAGGAUACUGUUUCGCCAACGAGCGUGUUAGAGAGAAUCUUUUAAGAUCGCUGAUGAGAUGUAUGGGAAAGAAAGUGCCUUUGUUGGAAACCAAUUCUGUUGGAGGAAUGCCCAGCACCAGUAGUCAGAAUAUUAACAUACAAUCUAGAUCCGCUCUUGCUUAUCAUUCGGGGUUGGACCAAAGAAGAAAUAUGGGUAUUUCGAACUCUAGCACAACAUCUAGAUCAACGACGAAAACAGGUUCCAGUCCUUACAGGAGUGAUACUCACUUGAGACAUACUUCAACCAGCACCUCAAAUUACAAUUCCACCAGUGACGUCCCGUCAUAUAUGAGAGGCUACGACACUGGACUCCACAAACAUAGAGAAUUACCAGAAGAGACGGAAGAUAGAGGUAGAGAGAGAAGGAGAGACAGCGAUAGCGAUUCAGAUGGUUCUGAAGGCAGAAGCUUGGACUUAGCGUCCAGUCACUCAAGUGACGAUGACGAAUCUAGUAAUAGACGACAUAAAAUGAGAGGAAUAGACAACAGACAAGGCUAUUUGCCGAAUAUAACCGAAAACGUAGCAUCCAGGUGUGGUAGUCCACCAUCUCUGAACGUUGUGACUAAUUCACAACUGUUCCCUUCUGUGCCGCCGAAUUAUGGAUCAAGAUGGACUAGUCACGUCCCAGAAAGCUAUUUGCAUAGUCCAAAUAUUCCUGAAGUUGGUCGUUGGUCUGCCGAAACGGGGUCCGAUAACGAGAUGUGUCAUAAGACUAGUUCACCAAACCCCCUACCUAAUCCCAAUGUUCCUUCUGACACAUGUAUACAGCACUUACAGAGUGAAAACUAUGUGGUUCGGCCACAUUAUGAUAACCAUUACAAUCCGAAGAACCAGGCUUACAAGAGCAGUUACGUCCCCAAAAUGAUGCCACACGAAAAUAUGAACUACCAGGACUACAAUGAGCGGAUGUCAGAUAUAGAGGAAAAACAUCAGAUGAAUGACAAAUAUCUAUUUCCUUACACAGAAAACAUGUCAGAAGCCGAAGAAGACCACGCCCCUAUGCACAACAUAUAUCCCACGCAUCAGACAGGCCACCAUGAUGCCAACAAUCCUUGUAUGGAUUAUCACGGAUCUGCAAUGGGUUCUCGCAUUGGAUCGGUGUUGGGUUCUUUUCAUGGAUCGUUAGGAGGUAGUGUGAGAAGUUCGCCGUCUCCCCUGAUGCCUCCUGUAUCUAUGAUGCACGCCGGACACCAUCCAGAUCCUCAUCACUGGUGUUGGGAAUAUGAAUGAAUUAACAACUAGAACUGUAAUGGAAAGCAGAUGACAACGAAGAAACUUCAGUUUGAAUGCUUAGGUUUUAAGAAUAUAAUGAAUGUACAAAUUGGAUAAGGAUAUUUAUUGUCGAUACUCAGCUUAGCGACUAUGUAUAGAGCUUUUAAAGAAAAUUACUGGGUCAUUCUUUCUUAACAUUAUACGGAAAGCUACAAAAAAUGGUUUCAUUAAAUCAACUUUUUUAGUGUUCUAUCCGGGAUGAUGAGAAAAUCUAAAAUAUUUUAUUUUCGUCACUGUAAUAUACAUCAGCUUCGAAGAUAUUUGAGCUUUCAGACAAAUAUUCUCUAUCCGUGAUGAUCAUGAAGACGGCGAUAGCGUCAUCACACAUUGAAAAUGAAUUUAAUGAAAAUAUCUUUUGUAUAAUUUAUAGUAAGGUUAAAAGAAAAUGACCUUGUAUAAACAUUGAAGUUUUAGAAAUUUGGAAACGAUUUUCUUUCUAGACAAAGUUAUUUAUGAUACUGUUUUAUUUUGUGAUAUUUUAUUUAAAAUACUUACUCCAUGAACAUUUUUUUAAUGUGGAAUUGUUCGCUGUAUCUAUUUUCCUUAUACGUAUUUGUCGUUUCCUCAAUUUUAUCUGUGCUUUAAUUUAUACAGUGAAUCACUGGAUACUGUGAUUUUUAGGUACUUAAUUUUGUUGAUCAUAGUUUCUAUAGUAACUAAGUAAGUGAAUGCUCUCUUUUUGGAUUCAAAAAUACCUGCAGUGCCCAACUAGAGAUAAGUAAAUCUGAUAUUUAAAGUGUGGAACGAUUAAUUAGUUCUCUAAUACCUUCGAGUGUGAAUUCUCAGAUCAAAAACCGAAGUGCUCAAAUAUACAGAGAGCUGGCGAAUUUUUCGUUACAUAGUAAUGUUGAUGUUAUAUUGAUAAUAAAAAACCGAUACAUACAACUUUUCGAUUGGCUCCAAAUAGUGUUAAUAGUAAUGUUGAAGAUGCUCUAUCAUACAGCCAAAGAUAGAGCAUCAGAUGCCUUUCUCUUCACCAGAUAUUCUUUCGUACAAUCAAAAUGAAUUUAAAGACUGCAACCAACUGGAACAAUCCGAAAAUGUCGAAUUUAUUUGUACACUGCAUGAAUUUACACCUAGGAUAACGCCAUUCGAUGUAUUUUAUUAUAGCAAGUAAGUUCAUAUUAUAUUUAUAAAAUGAUGAUAGGUUCUUAAGCCAUCAGAGGAAAAGACUAAAUUAUUUUUUAAGCUGUGUAACGUUUUAGGUUGCUCAAAACGAAAUAUUUUUUCAUGAAUUUUGUAUGGAAAAGUGUGCCUAAUAGCUUUAUAUUCGUUUUUGUAUGGAUGAUUAGGUAAUUUAGCCACGAGAUCUCAAAGUUUAGGUAGUUUUUGAAAAAAAUUGGUCUUUCUUCCUGUAGGUUAUGUUAUAACGUUAGGUUAUGUUGUGACCGUACUAUUUAUUUUACAGUUUUUAUUUUCAUGUGUGCAAUCGAAUAUUCCAUUUUAUCAGCUGAAUUUUAUAAUUGUAAUGAAAUAUAUUCUCACUAUAUUU